This is a messenger RNA of Coniophora puteana RWD-64-598 SS2, 693 nucleotides long. RefSeq lists its product as uncharacterized. The coding region runs from base 1 to 693 and encodes 230 amino acids. The record is from RefSeq and is a predicted model, not a curated record. NCBI's taxonomy places the organism in Eukaryota, Fungi, Basidiomycota, Agaricomycetes, Boletales, Coniophoraceae. The transcript has 6 exons.
AUGCUCUCAUGGCGAGCGUCGACGCGGGACCUAGUAUUGCUGCUAAUGCAUGAAGGAGCGAAAUUUGUCUCUUCUGACGCGAAGCGGAGCCCAUCCGAGCGCAGUAGGCGAUCGAGAAGCGGCUGCACCAGGAUGAGGUCGAGCGAUAUCGCGCCGAGUGGGAGUAGGAGAAGCUGGAACACAAAUCGAAGGCACUGGAUGGAGCGUGAUGAGGGGACGCGGGAGUACCCGGAGAAGAUCGUGAACGUCCCGAAUGGCUUCGCUCACGUCAAGGCAUACAGGGAGACGGAGAUGAGUGAAAGCGGAGAGACGAAGCGGCCUACAAAUUGCGAGGAUAAGGUCGUGACCCGAUGUGUACUUAGGGUGCGCUGUAUAUAUACGGAAGAGGAAGAGGAAGCGAUGUGUUAUACGGGUCAAAGAGAAAGGGAUGCACGGUUCAUUCCUCGGGGCUCCGGCGAACAUACGUCGUGGCGAAACUGGCAGGCAAUGUACUCCAGCACGCCGGCCAGUGUUUUGGGCAAGGAGUUCGCUUUCCUCAUUAAUGCGUUCCAUGGAGCGAAGCAACUUAUGGGUCUUUGGGAUAUAGGCUUCUUCAAAGAUACGAGCAGUGUCCAAUGCCUAACUGGCGCAUCCACGCGUUAUCUGCUUCUUCCGCCAUCUGCUUCUACUAGAUUUCUCUCUGGUCACGACUAA